Messenger RNA from Hyla sarda, 8794 nucleotides. RefSeq names its product nuclear receptor subfamily 1 group D member 2 (gene NR1D2). Gene Ontology annotation, molecular function: zinc ion binding; RNA polymerase II cis-regulatory region sequence-specific DNA binding; nuclear receptor activity. The record is from RefSeq and is a predicted model, not a curated record. Gene Ontology annotation, biological process: positive regulation of transcription by RNA polymerase II; cell differentiation; hormone-mediated signaling pathway. The transcript is spliced from 8 exons. Lineage: Eukaryota; Metazoa; Chordata; Amphibia; Anura; Hylidae. Bases 682 to 2526 code for a protein of 614 amino acids.
UCCCAGCGUGCUCUCUGAGAAUUGGGUAAUGGUCGCAGCAUUGGUGUCGAGGUACGGUAAAAAAAAAAAAAAAGACACGAAAGUGGGUUAUAGGGAGGAGGGGACGACCGCCAGCGUCUGCAGCCAGGAUCCUGUCAGCCAGCGCAUUCACAUGGACUGGCCGCCCGAGCCAUGUGCGAGCUGUGUUUACGUUCUGCCCAGCGCGGCUUUUGAUUGGACGCCGGCUGCCGUGACGUAGUGAUUACAUAAUGAGACAGGGCACCGAGCGCCUCUCCACGUGAGGCUCCCGCAGGGGGACGCGCUGCCGUGACCUACUUUCUGGAACACGUGGACUCCAGCCGCGAAGCCUCCAGCCAAUCAGCAGGUGGACUGAACGACUGAAGCCCCGCCCCUUGAUGCCGCAUUCAGGACGGUUCUAGCAGCGCGCUAAUUGGCCAGAGGCUGGGAUACGGCGGACGGGACGUGCGGGCACACGUGUAACGGGAGCCACGGGCAGGAGAGCGGCAUGAGUCAGGCCUUGUGACUGCGGCGCCUCAGGCCACUGGAGGAUUAACCGUGUUGUGUAACUGGUGUACAGCUAGCCUCCAGUGCUGUGCCCCGUGUACUCUACGUCAUCAUACACGUCACUUAUGAUGUCACUCCAUUGGGAGAUUAAUGUUCAUUUAAAGCCUAUAGUUUAUAAUGUGGAAAGUAAUGCACUCUUGUGUCAUUUAUUUAUGUGGUGUCAUUGCAUACAUCAGCUCCUCAAGCUCAGCCUCCAGCCCUUCCUCCUGCCACAGUGAUAGCUCCAAUAGUAGCUUCCAGUCUUCAUCCUCCUCUCUUCCAUCCUCCCCCAGUAGCUCUGUUUCUGAGGGCAGCAGUGGUGGAAGCAGUGGUGGGAGCAGCGGGAAUGGUACCAGCAGAAGUGACCUUUCAAGUGGGGCACCCACCACCACAGAUGACUCUCAGAAGAACCAGCAGGUGGACACACUGUGCAUAAAAACAACCUAUACUAGUGCAGCAAUCUUAUCCAAAGGACAUGGCGGAGUCCCCACUAAAUUCAGUGGAAUGAUACUUCUUUGUAAAGUGUGCGGAGAUGUAGCCUCUGGAUUUCACUAUGGCGUCCAUGCUUGUGAAGGCUGUAAGGGUUUUUUCCGAAGAAGCAUUCAACAAAACAUCCAGUACAAAAAGUGCCUCAAGAAUGAGAGCUGUUCUAUCAUGAGGAUGAACCGAAAUCGCUGCCAGCAAUGCCGUUUCAAGAAGUGUUUGUCUGUCGGCAUGUCAAGAGAUGCCGUUCGUUUUGGUCGCAUUCCAAAACGUGAAAAGCAAAGAAUGCUGAUGGAAAUGCAGACUGCCAUGAAGACUAUGAUGAACAGUCAGUUUGGUAGCUCAAGACACCAAGAAGCACUGCCAGAUUAUCAAGCUUCACCUUCACUUUUGCCACCUAUGCCCCUCCCUGUUCAAGAAAACGUAGAAGCCAAUGGUCUAAAGUACCCAGAUAAAAAAAACACUCCGCCUGCACCUUCUUCUCUUCCUCCAUCGUCAGACGUUAGCAAAGAAGAUGUUAUUGGUACGGUAACUAGGGCUCAUAGAGAAACCUUUAUGUAUAACCAGGAACAUUCUGAAAUCAAAACUGAAGCAAGCCACCAGAUUGAAGAAAGAAUGAAUAACCUGAAACACAUGACCACGAGCAACAAUGGCCUCCUUAAUAAUGGUCUCAGCACUGCUCGCUGUCCUGCUAGUGAAAGCCAGAAUUGUAUAAAUGAACAGCAUCGAGGCAAAAACACUAUGGGUUAUUCUAAUGUCCAUGCUUUUGGUUACUCCAAUGAACACAAUAUAAACAUUUCAAAUGGUUUUUCCCACAAAGGAUGCAGUAAAGGAGCCAUGUUUGAUAUAUCUCAGGCUGACCAAAUGAAUGGCUACACAUGCAACAUUGGAAGAAGAAUGCAUCUGGUCUGUCCAAUGAGCAUGUCUCCAUUUAUGGACCCAAAUAAAUCAGGACCUCAGAUCUGGGAAGAGUUCUCUAUGAGUUUCACCCCCGCUGUAAAAGAAGUUGUAGAAUUUGCUAAGCGUAUUCCAGGAUUUAAAGACCUUUCCCAGUAUGAUCAGGUCAACUUGCUGAAGGCUGGAACAUUUGAGGUAUUGAUGGUACGGUUUGCGUCAUUGUUUGACGCAAAGGAGCGUACUGUAACCUUUCUUAGUGGGAAGAAGUACAGUGUGGAUGAGCUACGCUCUAUGGGAGCUGGGGAGCUUCUGAACUCUGUUUUUGAAUUCAGUGAGAAGCUUAGUGCUCUACAGCUUAGUGAGGAGGAGAUGAGUUUGUUUACAGCAGUUGUCCUCGUCUCUGCUGAUCGCUCUGGUAUUGAAAAUGUAAACUCUGUCGAAGCAUUGCAGGAAACCCUUAUCCGUGCAUUGAGGACUUUAAUCAUGAAAAACCAUCCCAAUGAAGCCUCCACCUUUACCAGACUCCUCCUGAAGUUAGCAGAUCUGCGCUCUCUCAACAAUAUGCACUCAGAGGAGCUCUUGGCUUUCAAAAUUCACCCGUAGGCCUAUAUUUGACUAAUGUAUGACAUCUACUGUAUAAUGUGUGACAGAUUAGGUGUGCCCUUAGGGUUAUGUUUGGCACAGUGUAUUUAUGACAAGUGCAAAAAUAGCCUGUAGAAGAGGCAAAGCCUUAAAGUGAAGCAUAUGUGCAAUUCACUAGACUUUAGUGAAAUGACUGAGGCAUUAGUCCCUAGAGGAUACAGUAUAUACUCAUGAAUAAUGGUGCAGCCUACAAAUUGGCUACCUCUACACAACCUAGACAACAUGCGCACUUUAUGCUUCAACAAACAAUGAUCACACACAGACUCCUCAAGCCUUAUUCUGCAUUAAGUAGGAGGUUUUUAGAAUUGGGCAUGAAUCUUUAAAAAAAACAUAACUCACAAAAAGUAAGGGAAAUGUCCUUGAGCCUCAAGAAAGAGACCAGGCAUUCACUUACUUUACACUUUGUAAAACUUUUAAAGAACCAAAUUUUAUUUUACCAAAUCUUUGCUGGGCCUAGUCAAGGCUAUAUAAAAUAGUUUAUAGCUAGGGGACAUGAUUAUCACUUUUUAGGUGUCUGGAAAUUCAUAUAUAUUACAAAGUAUGUAUCUUAUUAUCAUUUCCAAAUGCUUUGCUGGUCUGUUAUGUGCCUCUGCCAGGAACUGGGUUGUUGUCUGUCACACAGAUGUUAAGCACGUUUGAGUCUAUUCCUUUUCUGUAUUUAUGUGUAUAUGAUAUAACCUUUUACUGACACACUAUUGAUGGGGGAAUGUAUCUUUCCCUGUGCCGGUGCAGAUUGGCAAAAUUGUGCCAAAUGUUUUGCACCAGCCCCAAGUUUGCGCAUAAUGUUGUGCAAACUUGGAGUUUCCACUGAUGCGGAGCUUGUGCAAAUUGUUGCCGUUUUGCCAUUCUGCACUGGCUCAGGGGGUGAUAAAUUCCCCCCCUAUGUGUUUAGAAAUUGUAAAUAGUCCUAGAUAGAAUGUUACAGAUAAAUCUAAAUGCUAGCUUCCUUGCAAUAUUUUAAACUGUGAAGGGAGCUGUUACAAAUAGUUAUUGUUAUCUAUGAGAUUUAUAAAAUGUAUGAAGAUAUCCGGUAAUUGAAAAAAAAUGACUAAAUAUUUACUUGUAUAUUUUUGAGAGCCAUUAAAAUGCUGCAUAUAUUUGUUACAUGGAAGGCCCCCCACCCCCAGUGUAACUGGGUAAUUUGCGGCCAAGCUGCAACCUUGUGACUUGCUGUAUAAAAGGACUGUUGGGCAAGUAACAGCAAUGUCAUGUUAAGUCCAGGCCAAUAUCAUGUAGGCUUGUGUAUACCGGUUUUCUUAAGGCGCAGUUCCACCUAAAUCACAAUUCAUUUAUAAUAAUGAAAUAGGGACAAUGUAAAAUGAACGUUCUCAUUGCCAUAUCAGGGUCCCAUAAAGUGCUAAAGUGACAGAUAAGCAGCACAAAGUGGCACUUAUAUAAAUUCUGUGGACAGGAAUUUACUUAGUCGGAAUGGGACUGUCACAAGCGCGGAAGUACUGCUGCCCUUCUUUUACAGAUUUUUGUGUCUCCAUUAAAAAGAAGUUGGGUAAAGCUUUAUAGAUACUUGUGUGCUCAAGCCAGCAAAAUCUGCAUGCAGCAUUAAUAAUAUUAGGGUUAAAAUAUUAUUUCCAAGAUCUAAACACUGUGCUAGGUUUUCAGAUAUAAUAGAUGAGAUAUAUGCACUUUAUAUCCGGCAGCAUAACCAAACCAAAUUUUACAGUGCUAAUCUCAAAAUGGGGGUGACCUUUCUUUUAAGGUCCAAGACAAGUUUUGUAGUUGUAAGGGAGAUGGGUAUGUUAUCGAUUACUACAAGCUCUAACUUUAACACUGCUUUGUAGAAAAAAAGACAAACCCAUUCAUACCUGUUUAUUUGAUAGCAGCUACAGGGCUUUUUAUUAGUAUAAUAUUUAGUAUUUUUAUGUCCCACCACUGGGUUCAUGAACCACCCAACAACGAGGGCUAAUCUUUCUAAUAGCUGCUGCAUUUGACCAUUUAGGCGGUCUCUUUUCAAUGGCAGUACCUAAAUGUUAUGUAGAAGAAUAUUUUUAUUUUGUGUAACAUCACUAAGUUAAAUAACAUUUGAUGCAAAGCUGAAUGUUAAACACUCUACCACUCUAUCUCUAUAGUUCUGGGGAAAAUGUUUGAAUGAUUGUAUCUCCCCCAUUGGAUAUCGAGUAAAAGCACUAUUUCUACUUAGAAACAUUCUGGGCAAAAUGAAAAAUAUAGAUUUACCCAGUGUUGGGCAUCUCACUUUUAACCACAAGACUUUUUCAACCACAACAGGUGUUUUUGGGUUAAAGUGUAGGGAGUAGCAUGAGGCUUCUCCAUGGUGCUCAGAUAGAAAUUCUCUACUAAUAUUGUUCUUUGCCCCUCUAAUGCCCCAUUUACACUAUGAAAAGGUGUGGAUUCAACUUGCAGCAGACUCCAAUUUAUCUCAAUGGGAAUCUGCUGCUCAGUUGAAGGGGUUAUCCAGGAAAAAACUAUAUAUAUAUAUAUAUCAACUGGCUCCAGAAAGUUAAACAGAUUUGUAAAUUACUUCUAUUAAAAAAUCUUAAUCCUUUCAGUACUUAUGAGGUGCUGAAGUUGAGUUGUUCUUUUCUGUCUAAGUGCUCUCUGAUGACAACUGCCUCGGGAACUGUCCAGAGUAGAAUCAAAUCCCCAUAGCAAACCUCUUCUACUCUGUGCAGUUCCCGAGACAAGCAGAUAUGUCAGCAGAGAGCACUGUUGCCAGACAGAAAAGAACAACUCAACUUCAGCAGCUGAUAAUUAUUGGAAGGAUUAAGAUUUUUUUUAAUAAAAAUCAUGUACAAAUCUGUUUAGCUUUCUGGAGCAAGUUGAGAUAUAUAUACGCUGUAGUGAAUGGGACAGCACUUAUGAUCAUUAAGCGACAUUAAGCACCGAUUCCGCAGAAGGCUGCUAUAAGUGGAAUCCAUACAGAAUUUUCAGUGUGAACUGGCCCUAACACUGCAUGUAUGAGACAAACACUGCUGGUUAAUAUAAAUAUAUCAGUUAUAUGUCUUGUACAUGUGGGAUAAAGCAGAUUAUGGGCCCCAUCACCAAGGAGAAAGAUCCCAUGAUCAGCUUUUUACUAACAACAGUAGGAGUUUUGGGGAUUGAGGAGCGCCAAACGUCUUUGGGUAAAAAGGAAGCAAUAGUUUAUAAACAGCUUAGAAUAGUUUUUUCUAAACUGACUGUGUUGCACCAAAAAGGAUAUGAUAUAAAAAAAAAAAAUUUUAUAUUUUAAAAAUGUUUUUUUAAAUGUGGUUAAAAGAAGAAAAGUGGGUUCAGUAAUUCUUUUGUGAUGGAGCUUUUCUUAUUUUUGCUCUCAUUAUUAUUUAUUGCAUUUUAUGUGAUUCUGUCUCUUCAUUCUUGUGCCAUACCAUUUCUGUUUUCUGUGUUACUUCAUUUAGAAACAGUUGUAAUGCGUUAAUAUGACCUGUUCAAUGUAUGAUUUAUAAUAGCACAGAUAUCUAUAUUGACACUCCCUACCUACAGACAUCCUGAAGCAGGUUCAUGGGAUUCAGGGCUUCAUUCAUGCACAUCUGUUGCUUCUAACGUGAAUGGCAGCCAUUGUGAAUUGUACAAUACAACCACAAUGGUGACUUCAUUUGGUCAGACCAAAUGGAUAGGCUCGAUUUCACUGCCAUCACAGCCAGAUGCACUUUAGCUAUAGGGCUACCACUGCGCCAAAAUAUUAACUAGUGUUUAUUAUACAACAUUUAUUAAAAUAUCACAAUAUUCCAGGAUUAGUUCAAGGGUAAUAUUUUUUUUUUACCAAAAUCUUAUGUAUAUUUUAAUUUGUUAACCUUUUGGAAAAUUACAUUUUAAAUAAUUUUCUAGAUUUCAGAGGUCAUAACUGCAGACAUAUCAUUGUGAAUAUUCACACGUGGCUUCCAGCCCAUUUCAAAAAAACUUUUUUGUCCAAACUUAGUGAAAAAAUUUUCAAGAGAUAUAUUAUGCUGGGUUCACACUAUGGAAUUUUCAAGGCUGCUGCUUGGAAAUUCAAGUGCAACAGCCUCUUGUUUUUAAUGAGUUUCCACUGCACCUUACACACUGCUGAAUUCUGCUGCAGAAAUUCAUAUUCUGGACUCCACCAAAAGAAUGAACAUGUUCAUUCUUUUGGCUGACCUGCACAGAAAUGCAUUGCCCUCGUAUCCGGCACAUAUCCGAGUGGUCCUGACUCAGUCAGCACUACUGUGCACGGAGUGUUCACCAGGAAUUUUUUCAGACAAACAUUCUGUAGUUUGAACCUGGCCUUACAAUGAUUAAAUAAGGUCACCAAAACCGAAAACAAGCAACAUCACUGGUGCAGUUCACAACAUGGGCACCUCUACUGGGUAUAGGUAAUCGGUUAACAGCAAGACAUUCCAUACCCGUAAGCCUCAUACAUGGCCUCACAUGUCAUGUAUGUAUUUUACAUCAAGAAAAAAUUGGAAGGCACAGUCUUUUCCUCUUACUACAUGCCUAAUAGUUGUUUUGUGUAUAGCUCUGAUAUAUAUCUCAGGAAAUGUUUGGCCACUUAGGGGCCUGGAGACCAAGUCCAAAGGUUAAUUCUUAGACAUAAACUACUGUCUGGAGGGAAAUAACUGCUGCUAAAACCUAUGUCAGCGUUUUACCCAGUUUACCAUCACUAUCAAGUGUGCAGUGAUCUCUGGAUUUAUAGUAUUUAUUUGUGGUCCCUGACAUGGCACCUAUGAGAGCCCAGCUGUUCUUAUAGCCCUACCUCUCUCACCUUUUCCAGUCUUGUCUUUGUUUUUAUGGGGCCCCAUGUGGACCCUAGCCUUUUGAGUACUCUUUUUAAGUCUUUUGUCCUCUGUACGUGAACAUGUAUACGAGUGGUGCUAGAAUUUUUUCUGUCUCUUGAAAGUGAACUAAACAAGUUCUCCACAAUGUACACUACUCAAAAAAAAUAAAGGGAACACUUAAAACAACACAUUGUAACCAAGUCAAUCACACUUCUGUGAAAUCACACUGUCCACUCCGGAAGCAACUCUGAUUGACAAUCAAUUUCACAUGCUGUUGUGCAAAUGGAACAGACAACUGGUGGAAAUUAGAAGCAAAUAGCAAGACAUCCCCAAUAAAGGAGUGGUUCUGCAGGUGGUCACCACAGACCACUUCUCAGUUCUUCACUCUAGUGGUACCAUGAGACGAAGUCUACAACCCACACAAGUGGCUCAGGUAGUGCAGCUCAUCCAGGAUGGCACAUCAAAGUGAGCUGUGGCAAGAAGGUUUGCUGUGUCUGUCAGCGUAGUGUCCAGAGCAUGGAGGCACUGCCAGGAGACAGACCAGUACAUCAGGAGACGUGGAGGAGGCAGUAGGAGGGCAACAACCCAGCAGCAGAACCGCUACCUCUGCCUUUGUGCAAGGAGGAGCACUGCCAGAGCCCUGCAAAAUGACUUCCAGCAGGCCACAAAUGUGCAGGUGUCUACUCAAACUGUCAGAAACAGACUCCAUGAGGUUGGUAUGAGGGCCUGAUGUCCACAGGUGGGGGUUGUGCUUGCAGCCCAACACCGUUCAGGACGUUUGGCAUUAGACAGAGAACACCAAGAUUGGCAAAUUUGCCACUGGCACCCUGUGCUCUUCAGAUGAAAGCAGGUUCAAACUGAGCACAUGUGACAGACAUGACAAAAUCUGGAGACGCCGCAGAGAACAUUCUGCUGCCUGCAACAUCCUCCAGCAUUACUGGUCUGGCGGUGGGUCAGUAAUGGUGUGGGGUGGCAUUUCUUUGGGGGUGAGGGGGCUGCACAGCCCUCCACGUGCUUGCCAGAGGUAGCCUGACUGCCAUUAGGUACAGAGAUGAGAUCCUCAGACCCCUUGUGAGACGAUAUGCUGGUGUGGUUGGCCCUGGGUUCCUCCUAAUGCAAUACAAUGCUAGAUCUCUUGUGGCUGGAGUGUGUCAGCAGUUCCUGCAAGAGGAAGGUAUUGAUGCUAUGGACUGGUCUGCCUGUUCCCCGGACCUGAAUCCGAUUGAGCACAUCUGGGACAUCACAGACUGUCCAGGAGUUGGCGGAUGCUUUAGUCCAGGUAUGGGAGCACAUCGCUCAGGAGACCAUCCGGCAUCUCAUCAGGAGCAUGCCCAGGUGUUGUAGGGAGGUCAUACGGGCACAUGGAGGCCACACACACUAUUGAGCCUCAUUUUGACUUGUUUUAAGGACAUGACAUCAAAGUUAGAUCAGCCUGUAGUGUGGUUUUCCACUUUGAUUUUGAGUGUGACUCCAUAUCCAGACCUCUAUGGGUUGAUAAAUUUGAUUUCCAUUGAUAGUUAAAUGUG